Closterium sp. Naga37s-1 is the source of this 223-nucleotide messenger RNA. NCBI's taxonomy places the organism in Eukaryota, Viridiplantae, Streptophyta, Zygnematophyceae, Desmidiales, Closteriaceae. The record is from the annotation of a GenBank genome assembly.
AGUGGGGCGGAAGGCGGAGGAUAAGGAGGCAAAAGCGGAGGGAGGGGAGCAGAAAGGAGGGCGGAGUGAAGCGGGAAGGGAAGAUGACCAGGAUCCCGUCCAAUUUUCAUUCACGGGGCAAGAAGCAUUCGAUGACCCGUUUCCUGCUCGCGGUGGUGAGGAUGGCGGAGACGCGGGAGACGGAGCGAGCGGCAUAGACGGGCUAGGCGGAGCGAGCGGUUGA